Argentina anserina (silverweed cinquefoil) is the source of this 1480-nucleotide messenger RNA. Its product is annotated as probable E3 ubiquitin-protein ligase BAH1-like 1. Lineage: Eukaryota; Viridiplantae; Streptophyta; Magnoliopsida; Rosales; Rosaceae. The transcript is spliced from 6 exons. The coding region runs from base 220 to 1200 and encodes 326 amino acids. Gene Ontology annotation, molecular function: metal ion binding. The record is from RefSeq and is a predicted model, not a curated record.
UGAGCUCUUGAGCAACACCAAAACAAAACACAAUAUUCUUUCUGUUUCUGUUCUUACGUUUCAGAAAGCUUAGCUCAGAAUCACUGAUAUAAAAUCUAUUCUUAGAAUCAUUCUCACGCUUCUGUCACAGACCCUUCUCAGCUUUUUCAGCAAAGUUUGGAAUUUGUGUGAGGUUUUCGAAAAAGAGAGGGAAUUGAAGGAGAUAUUGAUGAUCGGAAAAUGAAGUUCUGCAAGACAUACCAGGAGUACAUGCAAGGCCAAGAGAAUAAGCUACCUGAGGUUGGCUUCAAGAAGCUUAAGAAGAUCCUGAAGAAAUGCCGCAGAGAUUUUCAGUCCGGAAACGACAUUAAUAAUCUCGCCGUACAUGACCCCAGAACAUGCCCUGAUCAUUGCCCAGUGUGUGAUGGGUCGUUUUUCCCCUCACUGCUCAAUGAAAUGUCUGAUGUGGUAGGAUUUUUCAAUCAGAAAGCACAGAAAUUGCUCGAGUACCAUUUGGCUUCUGGGUUUCGUAAGUACAUGCUUUUAUUCAAAGGCAAGCCUCAAGGAAACCAUGUUGCUUUAAUCCAAGAAGGCAAGGACCUUGUUACUUAUGCACUUAUUAACGCCAUUGCGAUCCGAAAAAUACUAAAAAAGUAUGAUAAGAUUCAUUACUCAACGCAAGGGCAGGCCUUUAAGUCACAAGCGCAAAGUAUGCACAUUGGAAUUCUUCAAAGUCCUUGGCUUUGUGAGCUUAUGGCUUUCCACAUUAAUUUAAGGCAAUCAAAUAUCAAGUCGAGGAAGAGACCUGCUUUGUUUGAGGGGUGCUCUCUUACGAUGAAUGAUGAGAAGCCGACUCUCACCUGUGAACUCUUUGAUUCUGUCAAGGUUGAUAUUGAUUUGACAUGUUCAAUAUGCCUGGACACAGUUUUUGAUCCAGUUGCUCUCACUUGUGGUCAUAUAUUCUGCUACAUGUGUGCCUGCUCGGCUGCAUCGGUGACCAUCGUUGAUGGGAUCAAGGCUGCUGAGCCUAAAGAGAAAUGCCCUUUAUGCCGAGAGGCAAACGUUUACCGAGGUGCUGUACACCUAGAUGAGCUUAGCAUUUUAAUCAGCAGAAGCUGCCGCGAAUACUGGGAGCAGCGGAUUCAGACAGAGAAGGUGGAGAGGGUUCGGCAAGCUAAGCAGCACUGGGAAGAACAGUGCCGGUUAUUCAUGGGCAUUUGAUAUGAUUAACCAGUUAGAUAACUUUAGAGCUAGGCUUAGCUUGUAAAAAUCCAUGAACUUCUUGUUUUUGGAUGUUGUUCUGCGUAGAAGUCUUAUUGAUAUCGUCUUAACUCAAUUGUUUUUGAGGUGCUUGAUGGUUAAUCCCAUUUUGCAUCACUCAACAUUUGUGCUACUUUCAAUGGCAACAAAAGAAGAUAGCUUCUUGCUAGAAUUACAGCUCGUGAAGCUGUCACGGUCAUUCUCAGUAGUCCUUUAAUUUCAGCUUCCUUUGAUUGGAUAA